UUUAUUGUCGCUCAGUGGAUUAAGGAGUUCUAUCGACCCUAUUUAUGGUGCCGCGGCUCGCGGCGGGACUGCACCUUCGACUGUGGAGACGUUUGGACACGCCGGCCACUGGCCUCGCCACGCGAAAAAAAAAAAAAAAAAAAAGCACGAGACAGCGCGAGAACAUUUUCGGCAGUGGAGUCACCGAAGUGCAAGUUCGCGACGAAGACGACGACGACGUCGAUCACGCGCAUGCCACCUGUUCUUUUCGCACAGAACGCAGGAAGAUUUUUUCGAAUCUCGAGCCUCGCAUCGGUUUUUUUGGCUGGACGGCGUCUCUGCCUACAGUGAGGAAGAAGUCACUAGGAAAACUACAUGGCUCGUCCCUUCUUUUGCCUACCGUCCGACGAGUUUGCGCUCUCCAAUUUCCAAGAACAUCAACUGGCCAAUGAGCUUGACGCGGCGGCUGAUUUGACGAGAAAGGCUUACUUCGCCAAGCGCCGGCUGUCGUCGUUGGAGUGCUGUGAAAAGUGGUGCUCGCACUUUUUCGACGCGCGAGACUUCAAUGAGCAGCUCAUGAGGGCCGUGUGCAGAAAAGCUCCGACACAGGAAGAAAAAGCAGCUUCCAAACUUGAGGGCCUCUUCAACCACGUCCAGCGGCAGUUCCAGGCAAAACUCCCGGUAGUGCCAAGCAGACUGCAGCCACUGCACUCUGCCAUCGGUGGAACAAGGCUGGCAAUACUUCUACGGUGCACAAGGACGCAGUCCACAGUGUGCCACCUAGUAGGGCACUUGGAGCAAAUCAACGACGUCAUCUGGUUGCUGGACUUCGAAAUGACCGAAGUCAUGCCAGGCAAGCAUGCCAUACGCAGGGUCGGAGCGUCCGAGUGUCCGAAGACCUACCAGAACGAUGUGGUAUUCGCAUACGCCGCCAUCACCUUGCUGCUUCUCCUGCACACACACAGCUGCGUCGAACGUUUUGAGGUCGUCGACCUGUUCGCUGCCGAGACUGAAUUUGACCGGAUGCUUUGUGCGAACAUCGGAGCGAGCGAUUCGCUAACCUGCCUUCGCAUGAGCCUAUGCGAACUUGGCGAAUCUGCUUCACACACGCUCGGGGAAGCUCUCGGUCAUUUGCUGGCGUGGAUGGAGGCGUGGAUGAAUCUGCUUGCAGAAGGCCUGGACAAAGCGCAGAAUCUUGCCAGGCUCAGGAUCACGGAUCUCUAUAUAAACAUGGACUACGGGAAGUCGAGGCUGGACACCGGGAGAGCACUUCUAGGAGCCCUGGAAGCCAACGCGGCCAUCGCCUGUCUCAGCGUAGACUGCAGUUUGGUCUCACUCGAACAUGGCCCUCGCUUCAAGCAAUGGCUGGCUCAGGCUUCGGAGCUGAAGGAGCUGAGCCUAUGCUGCAGCCAGUGCAGGCAUAGACACGAGGCGAGCCUCGUAUUCGAGUCACUGCCGGUGACCACUGUUAUCGCCCGCUUGAACUUGCAGGGUUUUGCUCUGCGUGCCACUGAUGCGGCGUCGCUCACCGAACUGGUCGCCGGCAGCGACCGCCUGGACGACGUGAGCUUCACCUUCGUCAAACGGGCACACCGACAGAGCGAGAAGUACAACGAGAAGAUGGUCAACGCUAUAUUCGAUAUAUACAGCGCCGAUAAUCUCUAUGCUAAUGACUGUGGCGGCAUCUGGUGAAAUGGAAGCGAGACGCUUUCACAACGACGGUGGUUUA
Messenger RNA from Dermacentor silvarum, 1708 nucleotides. RefSeq lists its product as uncharacterized. The transcript is spliced from 4 exons. NCBI's taxonomy places the organism in Eukaryota, Metazoa, Arthropoda, Arachnida, Ixodida, Ixodidae. Bases 355 to 1671 code for a protein of 438 amino acids. The record is from RefSeq and is a predicted model, not a curated record.